Messenger RNA from Penicillium longicatenatum, 4218 nucleotides. RefSeq names its product chromatin-binding protein RAD9. Gene Ontology annotation, cellular component: nucleus. Bases 1 to 4218 code for a protein of 1405 amino acids. The record is from RefSeq and is a predicted model, not a curated record. Gene Ontology annotation, biological process: DNA damage checkpoint signaling; positive regulation of transcription by RNA polymerase II. Gene Ontology annotation, molecular function: histone binding. NCBI's taxonomy places the organism in Eukaryota, Fungi, Ascomycota, Eurotiomycetes, Eurotiales, Aspergillaceae. The transcript is spliced from 2 exons.
AUGGAGACCCAGGACAGUAUCGAUAUUGCCCAUCUGCAACGCGUCGCGUUGGGACUUGAGCACGAACAACUUCAGCCAGAUAUCGCCGGACAAACGAAAAUUGGUAGCCCCUCGCAAACUCAGUUGAUCCAUUCAAAUAAAAUUAUAAAUCGCUCCAAUCUCGAAGGUUCCCCGACGGCCCCCCGGCAAUUAUCCCCAACGCCUUCGGACCCUACGAGCUCCUCUCAGAAGCGAAACCCUCCUUCGCUCCACCGACACUAUGAAACAAACCUCAUGAAGCCUCCUAGUCAGCCGAAUCAGUCCAGACCAGUUUCUGGGUCACAACCUCCAGCAAUGGACCCCACGGAUGUCACCCCGAGCGACACCCAAGUUGUCUCACAAUCAAUUUACGAUAGCAUCAUUCAACGAAAUGGAGAGUCUAUGUAUGGAGGAGUUUCUCAAACCGGUGCAGAUAACGCUACUCUUAUGACGCUGCAUGAGGGCGACAGUGGCCAUAUCGAUCUUCUCGCUGAAUUUGAUACUGCCCGCCACGAAGCCGACCUUUCUCCAAUUCCAGAUGAAGAAAGUAACUAUGACCCGACCGAAUCUUCGCCCAUGGCAUACCAGCCCGAGCUUUUUCCCGAAUCCCAGCGUUUUAUGGCAACGACCCCUGGCACUACGAUUAAAAAACCCCAUACGCCAGGCACAUCGAUGGAGACGCCCACACUCUCAAGGAAUCCUCUUGCCGGAGACAUAGAAUCGAGCGGGGGACUCAUGGGCUUGAGCCAGCUCUUCAAGGCAACCCAGGCGCCAUCAUCUCCUCUGGUUCAUGGCCAACAACCGGAAUUUGUGUCAGACCGUCCAUCUCCAAAUAUACCUAUUCAGCGUCCCCAGAUCGCCAACAAUAUUUCCUCGCCGCUGGUUCAUUUUGCGAGAGAGUCAUCGGAACCGAAUCUCAACUACAUAUCUAUGAAGGAAUCGCAAUCAAGGCGUGACAAAUCUCUAGGAGAGCGGUUGACUCGGUCCGCGGAUGAUAUGCAUUCGGAUGACCCGCUCGACCAGGAGUUCAACAAGGAAUCAAGCUUCGUCGAAAAUGCAAGGCGAAAGCGAGUUUUUGAUGAAGAAACUGCCGCUCAAUUUGCGGCUCUAAAUGCCCCUGCCCAGUCUGAGGACCGUGCUACUUCCCCAGAGUAUCCAGAUAUGCAUGUUGUUGAAACGGGAGCUGCUGGAAGUGAAGAAGAAACGGAACAAGAGGAUGACAUGGGUCCUCAAGUCCCCCAGUCACAGGAACUUCCUCAUUCUUCAGAAGAGGACAAAGAAAACUACCCCAGUAUGGUAAUUGAGAUUGACAGUGCACACGAUCGGCUCUCACAAGUCCUUGGAAUAGAACAUGGACCAUUAGCUCUAGCCGAUGCAAGACCGGAGCAUGAUAUUGGAAUUGCUCAGCUUGACCCCAAUGAUAGGGAUCCGCAUUCUAAUCGGUCUUCCCAAAUUAUGGUAAAAGACUCUCAACAAUCACCGCAACCAACACCCAGGCCUAACAACCAUGAGGCCCAAGCCGAGCAGCAACCAUUUCCACUGCAGCUUGAUUCAAAACUUAACAACAUUGAUAAUGUCAAUGUCUCAUCUAUCCGACGACGCAUUCAGUCUUCGCCCCCUCCUUCCCGACCCGAAGAUCGGCGCUGCUCGGAUGCCAACUCUCCAACGCAGAGCCAUCAGGUCGAAAUGGUCCAGAAUACGUCGUCAAACGAGAAUUCACGCCUUAGCUCUAGCAAUCCACAUGCAUUGCCAAGGCCCGGGCCGUUUUCUAACAGUUCCCAAGGUGGCUCCGGGAAUAAAUCUUCGUCGAUGCCCUCGCGUGUUACCGAAACACCUGUUCACCUACGCCCAGAUCUUGGCGAUAUGGCUAGGUUAACAAGUAUCCCAGAGACAAGUCCUAGCCACAAUCAAGCUCAUGAAUGGGAAGCCGAGUCAAAUGAUGAUCAAAUGAACAAUGAAGAUGAUGACCUUCCUCCUAUGCACCCUACUGAAAGUGUUCAUCGUGUUGGUCAGUUGCGGCACUCGCAAUCCCGUGCCCUUUCUUCCCCAAUCAAGACCCUUGUGUCCCAGGCACAUUCCCAGAUUCUGUCCAGCCCCAGUGGAAGACAACGCCGUGCAUUGACUGAGAUUGCCUCGGACUGUUCUCCUCAAGUUGAUUUCAAGAUCGGGGACAUUGGUCUGGAUUUCUUCACUGCCGACGAUGAUCAGUACAACUCCUUGGUCAUUGAUGGAUCUCCGACUCGCCCUAAAAAAAGAAGGCGAGGCAACCUCGGCCAGAGCUUUGGCCAGAGCCUCAAUACAUCUGACACUGCAGCUCCUGCAACACCUCGCGCACAGCCCCCCAAGACUACAGCGCCCAUCCGCGAGAGCCCCGCUCAACAGAUUACUUCCACAGUAGUUCAUGAACCUGCGCCUGCCCGCAGACAGUCCAGACCCGCUGCUAGAGACGAAAAUGUAUGGGAAAUCGGAGACUCUCCUCAGCAACCGAUCGUGCGACGAAGAUCAAGGCACAGUAGAGUGACUGCUCCUCGGGAUAUGAGAAAGCGGCCUAUGCAAGCACAGAAGCCAGAGGUUCAAGAGCCUGAUCAACCCGUUGUCGCCCAGAAGCCUGAAUCAGUUGCAUCUUCUGAACUCACUGAGCUUACUGAUGCUGAUAUCGACUCCGACCGGCCUCCAUCAGACAGCAACGCCGCCAACAGCCCUCCUACUACACCUCGACCUGCCCGGGAAUCUUCUGAUAAUACCAUAAUUGCUCCUCAUCAAGUAAUCGCUGUGUGGAUGGGCCAAAAACAAGCAUACUACCCCGCGACCUGCUACGGAACACCACUUGGGGUCCCGCAAACAAAAUACUCUGUGAAAUUCGAAGACAGUCUCCCCGUUGACGUGAUAAAAGGCCUUGUCAAGAGGUUGGAGCUCCGUGUCGGUGAUGCUGUCAAGGUCGACAUGCAUGGUGUCCCAAAGGUCACACACAUUGUUCGCAGCCUGGAGGAUAAAAUCACAAAGGAAGAGCUUUUUCAGCAUGCUGAUAAAGGGUUCUACCCCCAAACCGACAUCUACGGCCAUACUUCGGUUAUCCUCGGACCCAAGCAACGCAAAAGUCUCCCUAAUAGCGGCCUCAACAACAGUGAGAAUGUGAUCAAGGUACCCAUUGGUCGAAUUUACCUUGAUAUGACUCUGUGGAAUCAAUUCAAAGAUCGAGCCUUUACCUAUCAUCAGCCCGAGCCCGUGCCUCGGGCAACUGUCUCUCAUACACCGGAAAAGUCAUCCCUACCAGCAACCCCCAGCACUCGUUUCUCUCGCUCUAUCCAAUCUGCCAGCGGCAUCUUUGCGAAUAUGGCCUUUGCGGUGUCUUUUACGGAAGACGACGGAUCUAAAGAUCGUGUUUCCAAACUCAUCACGGAUAAUGGUGGCUCGAUCUUGCUUGAUGGAUUUACAGAACUGUUUGAAACCUCGUCAAUCGUUCCAUUUGAUUCACCAAUGAAAGGUGACAAGACCCAGUCUGGUAGCCUAGGUCUACGCUUAACAUCUCUGGCUGAAAAUGUGGGCUUUGCAUGCCUCAUUGCAGACACACAUUCCCGCCGUGAAAAGUACAUGCAAGCCCUGGCACUGGGUCUACCCUGUCUCUCGGGCCGCUGGGUAGAGGACUGUGUUGCAAAGGGCCGCGUUAUCGACUGGGAUGUGUAUCUUUUACCAGCCGGUGACUCCACUUAUCUAAAUGGGGCCACAAAAUCUCGAAUGAUGGUACCGACGCCACCUUGUGACACCCGGCUAUCCGAUACCAUUGCUGCAAGACCGAAAUUACUUGGCGGGAAGUCUGUGCUUAUUGUGACUGGUCGAGGCAAAGCAGAGAAAAAGCGCCGAGCCUAUAUCUUCCUCACAUUUGCGCUUGGUGCUUCCCGUGUAGAGCGCGUACCCGAUCUCGAAACUGCACGCGCAUUGAUGCAAUCCCAGUCCGAGGCCUCACUACCUUGUAGCUGGGACUUGGUCUAUGUCGAUGACGCAGACCAAUCUUCCGCGAAGUCUAUGUUAACUCCGAGACCGAAGACACAGAAAAUCUCUCUGGUCCAUGGGAAGAAGCGCAAGCACUCGGCUGUAUUCACCUUGACGAAUCCCGCUGACGAUUCAUUGCCCACUGUUCAAGUGGUUGGAAAUGAGUUUGUUUGUCAGAGUUUAAUCUUGGGCAGGUUGUUUGAGGAAUGA